Fusarium proliferatum ET1 is the source of this 1680-nucleotide messenger RNA. RefSeq lists its product as uncharacterized. The coding region runs from base 1 to 1680 and encodes 559 amino acids. Gene Ontology annotation, molecular function: DNA binding; zinc ion binding. The record is from RefSeq and is a predicted model, not a curated record. The transcript has 4 exons. Lineage: Eukaryota; Fungi; Ascomycota; Sordariomycetes; Hypocreales; Nectriaceae. Gene Ontology annotation, biological process: DNA-templated transcription.
AUGCCUCUGAAACAGAGCUCAAGAAAAGGCAAGCCCAUAGCGAGGCGAGCUUGCGACCUAUGCCGUAGCCGCAAGCUGCAGUCCAGGGCUGCCUCUGUCAUGCACACGUUGUGCACAGGUCGAGAUGCCCUGCACCUUUCUGACUACCCCCGAGUGGCGGAAGCAAGAGCCCAAAGUCACAUUGCUGAUUGCAGCGGUUUAAGUGAUGGAGACAUCCCCGUGAAUUGCUCUUCGGAAAGUCGGGCAUGGACACUUAUUGUACCCCUGACGAUCGAGCAUCUCUGCUCUGAGGAGUUGUUUGAAAUGUUGAUCUCAGACUAUCUCGAGUACCUUUAUCCUCUCUAUCCCAUUGUACAUCGACCGAGGUUUCGGGCAGAUUUCCAAAACAAACGCUACCAGUCAGACCCAAGCUUCUACCGACUGUGCAUUUCCCUGUCCGCCCUUACUGUCUCCUCUUCACCACACGAUUUCCGACAUUACGGGUUUCAACCUGAGGAGACAGCUAUCAGCAUGUUAGAAAAGGCCCAUCGUUUGGUUGUCCUUAGCAAGAUGUCGCAGAAUCCAGCAAUCGGUAUAUUUCCCGGCGUGCAAGAUAUGCUAUGCUCAUACAUAUUGAGCGUGGCUUUUCAUUGUUCAGGUCGUAUAUACCAUGGAUGGGUGCACGCCUCUGCGGCGGUCUUGUGCAUGAGGAAACUAAGCUUCUUGAGGCAAGCACUGAAUAAUGAUCUGGACCCGAUAGACCUGGAAAUAUGCAAGCGAGCAUUUUGGUUAAUAUUUAUCAUGAUGGCGUAUGUAAAACCUUCUGCGGCGUUCCAAAGCGCAUUUUAUUUUAACUUCACUAACUCUAGCAGCCACGACAGACUGGCGUAUCCCGUAUCCCACACCGGCAUCAGUUACAAUCCAGUCUGCAUUGAUUGGGAUUUCCUUGUGUUACAGGAGGUCGAUGAUGUGAAUCCCGGGGACAUAGAACGAAGCGAAGAGCCCAGAGACACGCCGCUGAUAGCUGGGUUCAUCGCCUCGGUGAAACUAUACCUCUGCGCAGCUGCACUGGGCCUAGAUAAGCUACCUGGGAACCCGCGAUAUGGCCCUUUCUCGGCCUCUUCUUCAUCAGAAACUUUAAAGAGCCCUGACGCCCAAGGACUCUCUCUUGAACAAGGCCUCGAUAUCGUACGCGCCGUGCGAGAUGUGAUCCAGCAGCUACCGGAGGAGUUUAGAAUGUUCAACCUAGAUGGAAACCCCAACAAAGGUCUCUUAUCAUUUGUCAUCUUGAGGACGAAUGUACAUAUGACGAGCCUUUUUAUUCAAAGUAUUAUCCUGGCGACACUAUCCGGCAGUAACCCAUCCUUUCAACAGGACAAUCGAAACCCGAGUUCCACAGGAUCUGAGCACGGUCUCCUCUUGGAAGAAAGCCAGAAUGCUAACCAUCAACUGUUUAAGCUUCGCAAGGAUAUCGCCCAGGAAUGUUGUGAUAUUAUCAUCAUCACACCCGUCUCUGCUCUAAAAGCAAACGGCAUCGCAGCUGUUUCAAAGCUUCGGGAGAUCACUGCUACUUUAUUAGGCUACAAAGUCAAUUCCUCCUGUCCUGCUGACGAAGAAAAGCAAGUGCAGGCUUGUCUUAAAUGUCUUAUUAGUACUUUAGUUGAGAUUGACUCUGUAAAGGAGGUUUACGAAGCUUAUUAA